CAUCGAUAGUAUCAUUUCUGAUCCAACCAUGGCAAUGAGAGCAGCACUCCUCCUUCUCUCGCUCCUCCACUCCUGCUACCUUCACCCCCUUGCUCGGCCGACCAACGGGUUGAACCAGUGUCGGACCACCCUCCCCAUCACGGCCCUGGAGGUGCUGCCCGGUGGAGGCUGGGACAACCUGAGGAACAUGGACAUGGGUCGGGUCAUGAACCUCAGCUACUCCCAGUGUCAGACCACCGAGGACGGCCUCUACCUCCUCCCAGACGAGGUCUUUGUCAUCCCCCAGAAGCAGACCGGUGUGGAGUCCAACUCGGAGAUCCUCAGCUCCUGGCUGGAGGUGAAAAGCACAACGUCACAUACUAUCAACAUGGACGCAUCCUACCUUUCUGUGCUGAACGCAAAGUUUUCUGUGGAGAACCAGAGAAUGAAAACUCACCAGGUCCAAGAGUCAUCCACCACAGCGAGAGUACAGGUCCGCAACUUGGUCUACACUGCCAAGGCCUAUCCUGAUUUUGCUGUGGACUCGAGCUUUGCUCAGCAGGCAGUGCAGAUAGCAGACGCCAUUGAAAACAACCAGCCCAAGCAUGCAGCAUAUCUUUCUGAGAAGAUGGUGCUUGAUUAUGGAACCCAUGUAAUCACGGGUGUUGAUGCUGGGGCUACUCUAGUCCAGGAGGAUUACCUCCGAUCCUCAUAUGUUGCCAACAGUCAGUCGCAGACCACCUCUGUCUCAGUACUCGCUGGCUUGAACUUUUUCGACAAACUAAAGUUUGAUAUUAGCAGCAAAGACACCACACAGAACUCUGCGCUCCAGGCGUAUCAGUCCAACAUUUCAUACUCUCUAACCCAGAGUCACGGAGGUGUACCCUUCUACCCUGGUAUGACCAUGCAGAAGUGGCAGGAAGGCACCAGAAACAACUUGGUCGCCAUUGACCGCACAGGGCUUCCACUACAGUACUUUAUAAACCCCAAAACCUUCCCUGAUAUGCCAGAGCCCACGGUCAGCAGGGUGGCUCUAUCGGUGAGUCACGCCAUAAAGCGUUACUAUGAAGUCAACACACGCCGGGGCUGUGUCGACAUCGACUCCAAGAACUUCAACUUCCAGGCUAAUGUGGAUGACAAGUCGUGCCAGGGUCCAGCCACAAACCUCAGCUUUGGGGGUGUCUACCAGCAGUGUAGUCUGCUCACUGAUGACGCAGAUCCAUUGUGUCAGGCCCUAGCCCAGAAGAACAUAGAUACAGGGGACUUCUCCUGCCGUUCGCCAUACAUCUCCACUCUACUGCGUUCAGAAGUCAGGCAGGAGGGUUACAAUCAAUACGAGUGUCAGACAGUAUCUCACAACUGCUAUUUGUUUUUCAAAUGCCACCGCGAGGUGUGUGGCAACGUCUAUUACGUGCGCAAAGCAAAGAUCGAUACCUACUGGUGCUCUGUUGAUGAAAAGGCCCCUGAAUAUUCUGGGUACCUGUUUGGAGGGAUCUACGGCCCCUCCCUUCUGAAUCCCAUUACCAAAUCCAAGAGCUGCCCUCUAUACUUCAUCCCACAAAGGUUUCUGUCAGAUGGCCUGACGAUCUGUUUGAGUAACGACUACGAGAUGGCUACUGCAUACUCUGUGCCGUUCGGGGGCCUCAUCAGCUGUGAGUCAGCAAACCCACUGGCAGGGAACCAGAGGCAUUGCCCUGCAGAGUUCAGCCAACAUCUCGCCACAGUCAGCGAUGGCUGCGAGGUCCUCUACUGCGUCCAGUCGGGACUGUUCACUGGUGGGCAACUGCUGCCAAUCCGCCUGCCUCCCUUCACUCUGCCUCCGUUGAUUGGCACAAUGGGUAUGAGUACAGAGGUGGCGGUGAUGAGUGAGGGGGAGCAGAGCUGGGUGAGAGUGGGCCAGAACAAGAAGUGGACACCGGUCCUGUCAGAGAACCUAAUGGCAGUUAUACGGGAGCUCCAAGUAGACCCUGGUGAGAUGACAGCAGGAUCCAAGGCAGGAUUGGCCUUUGGGAUCAUUGGUUUGCUGGGGAUUCUGGCUGUAGGAGGGGUGUUUCUGGUAAGAAAAAGGGCCUCUAGGAGAAACAGCUAUGUGCAUAUAGAUGGGCAACCACAAAUGAGUGAGACAGCGGUGCUGCUGCCAGAGGAAGAGGUAGAAGAAUAGGGGCCUAGUAUGACUCCAGCUGCCGGAAGGUUUUGAAACACAUAGAAGUAUAGUAGCAGCAUCAUCUGUUGGGUGUUAGAUUAAAUAAAUACUGACAAUAAUACCGUCCAUCAAAUUAUCUUUUCAUAAUUAUUACUUUGCUUUAUAAAUUGUCCAUCAAUAAUUAUCAAUGAAUGUCAUUAUGCUGUCUGUAUCUACCAUGUUUGCCUGUAUAAUUCCUAUUGAAUUAAAUAAAAAUGAGCUAUAAUUUAACCUUA
Gadus macrocephalus (Pacific cod) is the source of this 2397-nucleotide messenger RNA. Its product is annotated as macrophage-expressed gene 1 protein-like. Gene Ontology annotation, biological process: defense response to bacterium. Lineage: Eukaryota; Metazoa; Chordata; Actinopteri; Gadiformes; Gadidae. The record is from RefSeq and is a predicted model, not a curated record. The transcript has 2 exons. The coding region runs from base 29 to 2140 and encodes 703 amino acids.